Molecule: messenger RNA, 1431 nt
Organism: Erpetoichthys calabaricus (reedfish)
Lineage: Eukaryota; Metazoa; Chordata; Cladistia; Polypteriformes; Polypteridae
Product: protein FAM3D-like
Exons: 11
Coding region: 315-998 (227 amino acids)
Source: RefSeq, a predicted model, not a curated record
UGCAGGCGUCACUCAGGUGGGUUGGCUCGCUUUCCUUCCUUGUCCCCACCCGUGACGUUCUGUUCCUGCCAAACAGGUCACAGUGAGAGAAGCAGCAGAGGCAUUUGGAGCAGCACUUGUCCAGGCAGUCGGAGACAGGGGGGACUCGACAGCCCCCUUUUGAGAAGUAAAGGACCAGUCGCUCUCACUCCUUUGUUGAGGACCUUCUGAAUGAGAUGGUUGAAGAAGCAUCAUUAACAUUAGUGGAUGAAGCAGAGCAUUCUGUAUAAAAUAAAUAAAUAAUUAAAACGGGGACAAGUUGUAUCACAACUAACAUGAGACUCCGAGAGGGACUCUUCAUCCUCCUGACGCUCUUAAUCCUCAUUAUGGCCUGGCUCUUCAUCAGCAUGUCUGUGCAUCCAAGACACAGCAUCACCCUGCUCCAAAACUUCAUAGGCGGUGCACCACCCAGAAGAGAGCACGUGACCACCAAGACUGCCUUGUACAAAUGCCGAAUGACCAAGGAGUGCCCUCCAGAUUAUUAUGCCUUCUAUAUAAAGAGCGGAGCAGCCAACGUGGUGAACCCCAACAUAUGCUUUGAAAACAAAACGUUGCUAAGUGGUCCGCUCGGAAAUGCUGGCAGUGGAAUGAACAUCGCUGUCCUGAAUAGUUUAACGGGACAACUAUUAAAUACAGGAUCCUUUGACAUGUACUCUGGAGAUCCUGCGGAAUUGCUGAAGUUCCUUAAGGAGAUUCAGGCUGAAACUUUAAUUCUAGCCGCUUCUGGAGAUGACAUCGGGACCAAAAUGAAUGAUGAAAUCAGGGACAUCUUUACGAGCUUUGGAAGUCAAUUUAUUAAGUCGGUGAAAUUCAGGGAUAAUUGGAUUUUUGUGGGAGCUCCGAAAAUCAAGAGCACCUCGCCAUUUGAACAGCACCUGGAAAAUAAUAAGGAAACCAACAAAUACGAUGGCUGGCCUGAGAUGUUGGAAAUGAACGGCUGCAUCCCAAGAGCAUUUUAGACAAAUUUUUGCUUUUCAACAAAGGCAAGUGGGUUGGUGUGAAAUGUGCUAAAAUAACCGAAGCUCCAAAAUAAGAUUAUCAUUUUUGAUUUGUUCGUAUUUUUCAUGGAGGCUUCCACCAUUCCUAUGAAUAUAUGUUUUUAUACGGUAUAAUUAUUUUUUUUUCCCCCCACACAAUUAGGAGACAGACUUUUUACACAAAAUAACGAGAUGACUCUCCCUCCCCAUAAGAUGCCUUGCUGUUUGUUUCUAAACUCUGUUGUUUGAAUCUGGGGUCAGCAUCAAGAGGGGGCUUCAAGCCGAAUGGCUAAAGAAACACAAGAGUGAUGUUGAUGCUGUUCUGUUCCACUCCGCUGUUGGGAAUGCCAUUUGUUAUGUUUCAUGUGCUUACCUGUUUAUAGGGCUGUUUUAUUAAAUAAAUUGCUAUUUUGAA